This is a messenger RNA of Salmo salar (Atlantic salmon), 5738 nucleotides long. RefSeq names its product ATP binding cassette subfamily C member 2 (gene abcc2). The record is from RefSeq and is a predicted model, not a curated record. Gene Ontology annotation, cellular component: apical plasma membrane. Gene Ontology annotation, molecular function: ATP hydrolysis activity; ATP binding; ABC-type transporter activity. Lineage: Eukaryota; Metazoa; Chordata; Actinopteri; Salmoniformes; Salmonidae. Gene Ontology annotation, biological process: transmembrane transport.
GUAGCGGGCUGGAUCUUCACAGGAAGAGGUUGGACUGGUUGUGUUUCUGACUGGGGUGCGCUCACACACCCCUCGGGAGACAUUUGUUUAUGUGUGUGUGUGUUCUGUGUGUGAAUGUUCAGACACGUUGCCAAUGACUUUAUUACAUAUGCAGUAGAGGGAGAAGCCCUAAAAACGGCAUUAUCUCUUCAGUCAGGGUCGGAGUUAAGCAUUAACCUCUCUCUACAGACUACGAAUACAAUCCCGCCCUGUGUGUGUGUGUGUGUGUGUGUGUGUGUGAGGAGACCGUAAGAUCUCUUGUCCAUUAAAGAGCUUCAUAGCUCAAAGGCCUGCUGAGUCCCGUCCUGCGAUUGUCUCAGUGUCUGUGAGCAAAUUGUAUCUGCGGAGUGUGUUUGUGUGUUCUGCUGUUGACGGAGUGGAGCAAUUGAGAAGACUCAACCAAUAGUGUCCCAUCUUCUGAUUGGAGGGGAACCUCUGGAGUGUGUGCUUGUUUUCUGCUGUUGUUGGAGCAGAAAGGCCAGAGAGACUAGCCUUAAUCGGAGCUGAGCCUGUGGAGUGUGAGGAGUGUGUGUGUUAUUGUCCUGUCGUGUCUUCCUGACCAGAGCUGACUCCGGGGACACAAUGACGGCCGAAGCUCUGGAGAAGUACUGUGGAUCCAUCUUCUGGAACUCGUCGUUCCUGCAGCGUGAGGACCCAGACCUGCCAGUGUGUGUGGAGCAGACCGUAUUGGUGUGGGCUCCGCUGGGCUUCCUGUGGCUCUGUGCCCCCUGGCACAUAGCAGUGCUCUGCAGGAAUGCCACCCCCACUAAACACCUGUCCAAACUAUACCUCUGUAAACAGAUUGUGGUUGGCCUGUUGUUCCUGACCGCCGUAGCAGGUCUAGCUGUGACGUUAGGAGAGGACUAUGGUCCAACCAGAGAUACCACUGCGACAGAGAAAAACCCUUGGGUUUUCUAUGCCAACCCCAUUCUGUUCACUGUCUCAUGGAUCCUGCUGAUGCUCUGUCAGGAGGGAGUGAGGAGGAGAGAGGGAGCGGUGGACUCUGCUACUGUGUUCCUCUUCUGGCUGAUCCUGGUGGUCUGUGAUAUCUUCCCCUUCCAGACCCUUCUACGAGAGGCCCUCAGAAUGGGAGAGAUCUCAGACCUCCCUCGUUUCUGUCUCUUCUACAUCUCCUUUGGGCUGGAGUUGAUCGCCCUCAUCCUGUCCGCCUUCGCAGAUGUCCCCCGGGAAGUAGAGGACCUGGUCAAAAAGAACCCAGAGGUUGGAGCCGCAUUUCUCAGCAGAAUCACAUUCAAUUGGUUCAACAGCAUGGUGCUAAAUGGUUUCAAGCGCCCUCUGGUCCAGAAGGACAUGUGGGAGCUAAGUGAGGCAGAGAGUACCCUCCAGAUCAGUCAGCGCUUCCAGCAGACCAUGCAGACAGAGCUGGAAGCAGCCAGAACCAGGCUUCAGGCCAAAAUGAGGAAGAGAGGGGAGGAGAAGGCAAGCAAAGGCCAGGGAGAGGGCCUCCAAAUCGGGCAUCAGAAUAGCCUGGGGAAGGGGGUCAGCCAGGAUGUGCUGAUGAUGGAGGAAAAGGAGGAUAAAAAGGACAAGAAGAAGGAGAAGAAGAAGAAGAAGAAAGAAGAGAAGGAGGACUACCCCGAGUCGUGGCUCAUCCCCACUAUCACUACCACAUUUAAAGGGGUCCUGUGGGAAUCAGCUUUCUUCAAGCUCGUAACGGACCUGCUAUCCUUUGCCAGUCCACAGAUCCUCAAGUUGAUGAUAUCCUUCACUACGGACAAAUCCAUCUACACGUGGACAGGGUACAUGUAUGCAGUGCUGCUUAUCCUGGUGGCCGUCUUUCAGUCUCUGUUCCUGCAGCAGUACUUCCAACGCUGCUUCGUUCUGGGGAUGAAAGUCAGAACAGCCAUCAUGGCUGCUGUGUACAAGAAGGCUCUGGUCGUAUCGAACGACGCCCGUAAGGAGUCGACGGUCGGGGAGACGGUGAACCUGAUGUCAGCCGACGCUCAGCGAUUCAAUGAUGUUGUUAACUUCAUCCACCUGCUGUGGUCGUGCCCACUGCAGAUAGCACUCGCUAUCGCCUUCCUAUGGAUAGAGCUUGGGCCUGCUGUACUGGCUGGAUUGGCUGUCAUGGUCCUCAUGGUGCCCAUCAAUGGUCUGCUGGCCAACAUGUCCAAGAACGUUCAGAUUGAGAACAUGAGGUACAAAGACAAACGGAUGAAAAUCGUGAACGAGAUGCUGAAUGGCAUCAAGAUCCUGAAGCUAUAUGCAUGGGAACCAUCAUUCCAGAACCAGGUGAUGGGGAUCAGAGAACAAGAGCUGGUGGUCAUGAGGAAGUUUGCCUACCUCUCCUCCGUCUCCACCUUCAUCUUCUCCUGCGCCCCCGCCCUGGUCUCCUUGGCAACCUUUGCAGUGUUUGUAGCAGUGGACUCAGAGAACGUUCUGGAUGCAGGGAAAGCCUUCACCUCCAUCUCUCUGUUCAACAUCCUCCGCUUCCCUCUGGCCUUCCUGCCCAUGCUCAUAGCUGCAAUGGUGCAGACCAGUGUUUCUAAGACGCGUCUGGAAAAGUUCCUGGGAGGAGACGACCUGGACACCAACAUUGUGCGUCACGACCCCAGCUUCAACACAGCCGUGAGUGUCUGUAAUGGAACCUUCGCUUGGGAGAAAGACGCUGAACCUGUUCUCAAAAAUGUGUCAUUGGAAAUUAAGCCCGGCAAGCUGGUAGCAGUGGUGGGAGUGGUGGGUUCUGGGAAAUCUUCUCUGAUAUCAGCAAUGCUGGGAGAGAUGCACAGCGCAAAGGGUUUCAUCAAUGUACAGGGGUCGGUAGCCUUCGUGCCCCAACAGGCCUGGAUCCAGAACGCCACUCUCAGGGACAACAUCCUGUUUGGCUGCCCACUGGAGGACUCUCGUUUCCAGGCUACGCUGGAGGCCUGCGCCCUGGGGCCCGACCUGGAGCUGCUGCCUGGGGGAGACCAGACUGAGAUCGGGGAGAAGGGUAUUAACCUGUCCGGGGGUCAGAAGCAGCGUGUGAGCCUGGCCAGGGCGGCCUACAGCCAGGCUGACGUUUACCUGCUGGAUGACCCUCUCUCAGCUGUAGACUCUCAUGUGGGCAAACAUCUGUUUGAGGAGGUGGUGGGACCUAAAGGCAUACUCAAAGAUAAGACCCGUAUCUUGGUGACCCAUGGAGUGAGCUUCCUGCCCUACGUGGAUGAGAUUGUUGUACUGAAAGAGGGAUGUGUUUCUGAGGUCGGGUCAUACCAAAGUCUCAAGGACAGCAAGGGGGCUUUCUCUGAGUUCCUGGACACCUAUGCUAAAGAGGGGGGCAAGAAACACACUGACCCAACCUCUGAUGGGGAGGAGGUGGGGCUGGUCCCUGAUUUACAGGAUCCUCAGGCCGACACCCCUCCUGAAGACAUCGUCUCAAUGACCCUGAAGAGAGAGAGCAGCAUCCGACGCAGCCAACGCAAUGGAAGUGUUAGGUUGAGAAAGAACAGUUCCCUAAAGAAACCGAAGCCACCUGCUGAUGACGAGACCAAGAAAGGCCAGAGGCUGAUCGAGAAGGAAACCAUGGAGACGGGACAGGUGAAGUUCUCGGUGUAUCUCCAGUACCUACGUGCAAUGGGCUGGGGCUACUCCACCAUGUUCUUCCUGGUGUACUUCAUCCAGAACGUUGCUUUCAUUGGUCAGAACCUGUGGCUGAGUGACUGGACCAAUGACGCGGAGGAUUACUACAAUAAGACCUACCCCAACUGGAAGAGGGACACUCGGAUUGGUGUAUUCGGUGCGUUGGGCGUGGCUCAAGGUUUAUUUGUAUUCAUGGGCACCCUGCUCCUGGCUAACGGCUCUAUCAAUGCGUCUCGUAUCCUCCACUCCCGGCUGCUCAACAAUAUUCUACGUGUUCCCAUGAUGUUCUUUGACACUACGCCAUCCGGCAGGGUUGUCAACCGCUUUGCCAAGGACAUAUUCACAGUGGACGAGGCCAUCCCCCAAUCAUUUCGUUCGUGGAUCAUGUGUUUCCUGGGUGUGCUUGGAACACUCUUUGUCAUCUGCCUGGCCACACCCAUUUUCACCGCCAUCAUCAUCCCUCUGGCUGUGGUCUACUACUUCGUUCAGCGUUUCUACGUGGCAAGCUCACGGCAGCUGCGUCGUCUGGACUCUGUGUCUCGGUCUCCUAUCUACUCUCACUUUGGAGAGACAGUGUCUGGUCUGUCGGUCAUCCGGGCCUAUGGACACCAGGACCGCUUCCUCAAACACAACGAGAAAGUAAUUGAUGAAAACCUCAAGUCAGUCUACCCGUGGAUAGUCUCGAACAGGUGGCUGGCCAUCCGUCUAGAGUUCCUUGGUAACCUGGUAGUGUUUUUCUCAGCUCUGCUUGCUGUCAUUGCCCGGGACUCUCUGGACAGUGGCCUGGUCGGCCUCUCCAUCUCUUAUGCCCUCAAUGUGACCCAGACCCUGAACUGGCUGGUGAGGAUGACAUCAGAACUGGAGACCAACAUCGUAGCUGUGGAGAGAGUCAGCGAGUACACGGAGAUAGAGAAUGAGGCGGACUGGGUGUCAGAGAUACGACCACCAGAGAAGUGGCCUGAGGCUGGGAGGCUGAGGUUCGAAAACUUCAAGGUCCGCUACCGACCUGAACUGGACUUGGUGCUGCAUGGGAUCACCUGCGACAUCGACAGCACAGAGAAGAUCGGUAUAGUGGGUCGAACAGGUGCUGGGAAGUCCAGUCUGACCAACUGCCUGUUUAGAAUCAUCGAGGCAGCAGAGGGACGGAUCUUGAUCGAUGGGACAGACAUCGCUACUCUAGGCCUACAUGACCUCAGGAGCAGACUCACUAUUAUACCACAGGACCCAGUGCUGUUCUCAGGGACGCUGCGUAUGAACCUGGACCCGUUUGAGACCUUCAGUGAUGAGGAGAUCUGGCGCGUCCUAGAGCUGUCCCAUUUGAAGGAGUACGUGGGAGGGUUACAGGAAGGACUGACCCACGAGGUGUCAGAGGGGGGAGAGAACCUCAGUAUUGGUCAGAGACAGUUGUUGUGUCUGGCCCGUGCCCUGCUGAGGAAGUCUCGUAUUCUGAUUCUGGAUGAGGCUACAGCUGCUGUGGACCUAGAGACAGACAACCUGAUCCAGAAAACCAUACGACGAGAGUUCUCCCAUUGUACUGUACUCACCAUUGCACACAGACUCCACAGCAUCCUGGACAGUAGCAGGGUGAUGGUGCUGGAUGCUGGGAAGAUCGUGGAGUUUGACUCUCCCAGCACUCUCUUCAACAAACAGGGUCACUUCUAUUCCAUGGCAAGGGAUGCUGGUAUCACUACAGUGGACAGCACUGCUCAGGACAGCACAGCAUUGCAUAGCACUGCUCUCUGAGACUUGGGACUUGUAGUACAGUUGGUCUCAGAGAGGGCAGAAUCAUGCCUUAACUGCAGAGGCGAUGAUAACCCCUGGUGUUGAUUGUAAAAGAGAGAAUGUGUUCUCAAUAACUUACCGGAGAGGUAUAUUACAAAGCAGUAUCAACAAGUUAACUUUAGAAGCUUAAGUUAAAUAUGGGCUAUUGAGAAAUAUUAUACCAUUACAAUUUCCAGUUGGUUAUAUACCAUUUCAAAAGCACUACUUCUUUGUGAUAAAGAUGCAUGCCAAAUGUUGUUAUUUUUUCUCAUGUGUUAAUUUCUGACUGAUUUUAUAUAUGUUUUUAUAUACGUUACUGCAGUCUGUUAUUGAUAUAAAGACUGUUUGAUCUGUGA